AUGCCCACGUUGAACGGUGAAGAAGUCUUAGUGGGUGGAAAUUAUUUAGUACGUGGGAGACGAGGUUGUUGGCGUCAUGCUACUGUACUAGACAAACGACAAGGGGAAGAUGGCACUCUAGAACUGUAUCUGCAUUUCGAAGGGGAUGACAGAAGACUUGAUCAUUGGCUGGAUUCAAGCAGGCUCAAAUUUCGCAAUCAAGCAAGCAAGCGAAUCACAUCAGCAUAUGAAAUGAGAGAGAAGAGAAUAAGAAGAGCAAAGGAAAGCUCUCCAAACAGUGCCAGCUUGGACUAUGCGGAAAUUUUAGAGGAGCAACACAAAGAGGCGACAAAGGUGAAAUAUAUUGAAGUCGUGCGCUAUGGUGAAUUCGAAAUGGACACUUGGUAUUUUUCUCCAUAUCCGGAUGAGUAUGGAAAAGAAAGAUAUUUGUUUAUCUGUGACAAGUGUUUCCUAUACAUGCGACAAGAGAGAGCCUUCAAGAUGCAUUUGAGUUCUUGCACUGCUAAACAUCCUCCGGGAAGAGAGAUUUACGUGGACUAUUCUGAAAACAUUGCCGUUUACGAGGUAGACGGUGAAAAAGAAAAGGUAUCUGAGUCUUGUACUGCUCAUUGUUCGCACAGUUUCCUGAAGAAUUCCCCCCAAUGUGAACCUCGACCGGUUGGCUAUUUUUCGAAAGAACGUACAUCACCUGAUGGCAACAAUUUAAGCUGUCUACUCGUGUUUCCGGCUUUUCAACGGCAGGGCUUUGGAAGUUUUCUGAUUCAGUUGAGUUACGAACUUUCUCGCCGUGAAGGUAUACAAGGAUCCCCUGAAAAGCCAUUAUCCGAUCUCGGCGCUGCGAGUUUUCGCCACUAUUGGGCAUAUCUCAUCGUUGAAUACCUUUCUGGCUUCAUGGAUACUGCGUGGAUACGAGUUUCUGAAUUGGCGAAGACUUUGGGCAUGCAAGCGGAGGAUGUUGUGGAUACUCUUCACUGGCUGCGAAUAUGCGAUCCAGCAGUGAUGUCUGAAGCACCGGAUGAUCUCGAGCUCUGGGUGCAUGUCUAUAUUAAAAAGUUGGAUUCUUUGCGAACUAAUGCUGCAAAACCACCACGUCUAAUGAUAAAUCCUCGUUUACUUCAUUGGCGACCCAAAACCUAG
Haemonchus placei is the source of this 1137-nucleotide messenger RNA. The record is from the annotation of a GenBank genome assembly. Lineage: Eukaryota; Metazoa; Nematoda; Chromadorea; Rhabditida; Trichostrongylidae.